Anopheles bellator is the source of this 1974-nucleotide messenger RNA. RefSeq names its product ionotropic receptor 75a-like. The transcript has 7 exons. The record is from RefSeq and is a predicted model, not a curated record. The coding region runs from base 1 to 1974 and encodes 657 amino acids. Gene Ontology annotation, cellular component: membrane. Gene Ontology annotation, molecular function: glutamate-gated receptor activity. Lineage: Eukaryota; Metazoa; Arthropoda; Insecta; Diptera; Culicidae.
AUGUGUGCCAGGCUGGGUGCCGCCACCGGGCUGAACUCAGUUGUGGUGGUUGUUUUAAUCCUGUCCACUAUUAUCCCGCCGUGUUUGAUCUCCGGUGUGCCGAUUGCUGAUGCCGUUGGGGCGCUACUUACCCAUAUCGAUAGCCCUCUGAAGGUAACCUUUCUCGUCGACUGCUGGUCAGAUGAGCAACGCCUAAAUUUGGGUAAAAUCGUGUUGCGAAGGCACCUUUGGCAGUUCGUUCCGCGGGACGAUCAUCUGAGGACAUGGCGCACGGUUCUGGACGACGACAGGACGAGCCAUCAGACCUUGGUUAUUGUAGAUUUGAAAUGCAACGCAACGGGGCGGUUCCUGCGAGAGGCGGAACAGCGGUUGUACUUGAACUUUCGCUGGUUGCUGGUGGAUACUGAGGCACUGGAGGUACCGGACCUGGCGGUGGCGAGCCAAAUGGAACGCUACUUGGGCGUCCUCCAACCGUGUCCCGUGCUGCUGAGUAGUGAGGUGUUUUUGAUGGUGACGGAACCAGAGCAAGCGAUUCUCUUCACCCAAGUCUACAGGGUGUCCCGCGAUACUGCGCUUCGUGUGGAGGACUACGCGCGUUGGAGCACAACCCAAAUGGAGGAUCUACGAACGGAGAAGGUCACUUCCGUGAGGCGCAAGAACUUGUACGGCCACCAGCUGCGGGCCUCGAUGGUGAUCACCAAUCCCGACACCAUCCACCAUCUGACGGACUAUAAAGAUAAGCACAUCGAUACCAUCACGAAGGUGAACUACCUGCUCACCAACUGCCUGGCGUCGUAUCUCGGGGCGUCGGUCAGCUACUCGCGGGUGUCCACCUGGGGCUACUACAACGCCACCACGCGCCUCUGGGACGGUAUGAUCGGUGAGCUGGUGCACGACACGGCCGAUCUCGGCGCCUCGCCCCUAUUUCUCACCGCCGAUCGUACCGCGGUGAUCCAGUACCUUGCCAUGACGUCGGCCACACGCUCGAAGUUUAUCUUUCGCUCCCCGAAGCUUUCCUACACCGAGAACGUGUUCCUGCUUCCGUUCGAUAACGACGUCUGGGCUUGCGUGAUGGCCGUCAUCACCUUUUCGUCAGUGCUGCUUCUCAUCGCACUGUGGGGCGAGUGGAGACUCGCCGGACCCAACGCUCCCGCCAUCGAUCCUGCGACGCUGACGCCAAGCUUUCGCGAUGCCCUACUGAUGACGUACGGAGCCUCCUGUCAGCAGGGUUCGUCGGUGCUACCGCGAAACUGUUCCGCUCGGCUCAUUACACUGCUCACGUUCAUCGUGCUCAUGUUUCUGUACGCCAGCUACUCGGCCAGCAUCGUCGCCCUGCUGCAGAGCCCUUCCACGAAGAUUCGGACGCUCGAAGAUCUGUUGGCGUCGCGGCUAAAGUUCGGGGUUCACGAUACCGUGUUCAAUCGGUACUAUUUUACGCACGCCAACGAACCGACCCGCAGAGCGAUCUACGAGCGUAAGGUAGCGCGGCCCGAUGGCGGACCGGCGGCGUUCCUGGAGCUGGAACAGGGUAUCGACCGGAUACGGCAGGGAUUGUACGCGUUCCACGUGGAGCAAGGCGUCGGCUACAAGGUGAUCAGUGAGACGUACCAGGAGGACGAAAAGUGCGGCCUGCAGGAGAUACAGUACCUGCAGGUGGUCGACCCGUACUACGCGAUCCAGAAGAACUCGUCGUUCGAGGAGCACAUCAAAAUAGGACUGUUUCGCCUUAACGAGCACGGUAUCCAGUAUCGGGAGAAUGCCAAGCUGUACACCAAAAAACCCCGGUGCUCCGGCGGUGGCGGCAAGUUCGUCCCCGUCAGCCUGGUGGACGUGGAGCCCGCCGUUUGGAUUAUCCUCUGGGGAGCCGGCUUGGCGAUGGGUUUCUUUCUGCUGGAGUACCUCUACCACCGAGUUUGGGCCACCGGUUGCCACCGUAUGGCUCGAGAUUCGAGACGCGAACGGUGUCCUUGGUAA